AUGGCCAUUGCGAGUUCCACCUCUGCCGCCCCGAAAGGCAACGCUUUCGUUGGAACCGAAGGGAUUUAUAACCUCCCGCACCAUAAACGGGAGAUCGACCGUCUCCAACGGCAGCACAACUUCAUUCUGUCGUCCACAGGAGGUCUUCUCCUGAGCAUGCCUGUGGAGACCAAUGCUACACUGAGGAUUCUGGACGCUGGUGCAGCGGACGGAACCUGGCUUCGUUCUGUAGCUCAGAACUAUCCCAAUCAGAGAUGGUCCCUUCAUGGCAUCGACAUUGGCUCCGCACUUUUCCCGCCCCCAUCUGCAGACGGUCCGAUUGUGGAUCUUCGGAAGCAUGAUAUCCGGGAGCCAAUUCCAAAGCAUCUGCACCUACCAGAAAGCUUCGACAUCGUUCAUCAACGCUAUCUUAUAUGGGGCCUGAAAAGCUCGGAAUGGCCACAGGCCGUGGGAAACUUGCGUUCAGUGUUGAAGCCUGGAGGCUGGAUUCAGCUCGUGGAAGCCCAAUGGGUAGAUCGUGACACACCAUUUGACCCUGUUAAGUUCCCUACCCUUGCCAAGAUGUCGGAGUUCGAAAAGUGGAGCACUGCUGCUUUUGGGAUGAAUGCUUAUAUUGCUUAUGAACUGGAGGAUUUGCUCAGUGACCUGGGGUUUAGGAACAUUAAGAAAACAUCGUUCGCUUUGGGGUAUGGUGCAAUGGCUAGAGAGGAGCAGUGGAAAGUGGCCUCUGCUCAUAUAUUGGUGGAAGGAUUCCGCAGCCUCGGGCAUAAAAUGCCCCCUGGCGGUAUCCCUGGGGUGGCAAGAACCCCGGCUGAGUACGAUGCUUUCUUGGACGAAUUGCGGGACGACGUGAUAAAGCAUGGAUAUGCGCCGCAGCUGAAUAUUGUCAUUGGGCAGAAGCCCUCGGAACUGGCUUUAGCCUCACUCUGA
Messenger RNA from Aspergillus tubingensis, 930 nucleotides. Its product is annotated as class I SAM-dependent methyltransferase. The coding region runs from base 1 to 930 and encodes 309 amino acids. The record is from RefSeq and is a predicted model, not a curated record. The transcript has 2 exons. Gene Ontology annotation, molecular function: methyltransferase activity. NCBI's taxonomy places the organism in Eukaryota, Fungi, Ascomycota, Eurotiomycetes, Eurotiales, Aspergillaceae.